This is a messenger RNA of Dioscorea cayenensis subsp. rotundata (Guinea yam), 2598 nucleotides long. RefSeq names its product pentatricopeptide repeat-containing protein At3g09060. NCBI's taxonomy places the organism in Eukaryota, Viridiplantae, Streptophyta, Magnoliopsida, Dioscoreales, Dioscoreaceae. Bases 59 to 2038 code for a protein of 659 amino acids. The record is from RefSeq and is a predicted model, not a curated record. The transcript has a single exon. Gene Ontology annotation, molecular function: protein binding.
UUCAUAAUUCAUUAAACAUAACGAUCAUCACGAUUCACGAAGGAGUCACUGAAAGCGAAUGAGCACCGGAGAAACAGCAGAAGCUCGGCCACUCCACCACCUCAUCGGCCUAAUCAAAGCUUCCAGUGAUCCCGUCACCGCCCUCGACCACCUCGACUCGAUCACCGCUCAAUACCCAAGUUUCACUCCGUCCCAAUCCCUUCUCUUCUCCCUCCUCGGUCGCCUCUCCGCCUCCGCCCCUGCCCACCUCCCUCGUUUCCUCUCCCUCCUCUGCAGCUUCCCACGCCGCCCACGCUUCUCGGAGACCGCCGCACUCGUCGCCCUCAAGGCCCUCUCCCGCGCUAACCGGCCAGACGACGCCCUUCGCACUUUCCAGAACCUCCCGGAGAUAUUCGGCUGCAAGCCCGGCGCUCGCUCCCACAACGCUCUCCUUGACGCCUUCGUGCGCGCUUGCCGCUGGGACGAAGCCGAGUCCUUCUUCUCAUACUUCCACACCACCGCGCGCGUCUCCCCCAAUCUACAAACCUACAACAUUCUCAUCCGGGCUCUCUGCACCCGUGGUCGCGUCGACCGUGCCGUUGAACUCGUGAAGAACAUCUGGGAUCACGACCUCGAGCCGAAUCAAGUCACCUACAGCACUGUGAUCUUCGGGCUUGUCAAAUCAGGGGAUUUGGGGCGUGCCUUUGAGCUGUUUGAUGAAAUGUCUGAGAGAAAUGUGGAGCCUGAUGUGGUUUGUUACAAUGUGCUCAUUGACGGUGCACUGAAAAUGGGAGACUUUAAGAAAGGAAUGGAGAUGUGGGAAAGAUUAAUUCAGGAUGACAGUGUCCGCCCAAACAUCGGCACAUACAAUGCCGUGCUCAAAGGGUUCUGCAAGAUAGGGAGGUUUGACAAGGUUUUGGAGAUGUGGAAUCGGAUGGCCAUGAAUGGAUUGCGUCCCGAUUUAUUCACUUAUGGAAUUCUUAUUCAUGGGCUGUGUGAGGCUGGCAAUGUGGAUGGAGCUUCUCGGGUUUGCGCAGAGAUAAUUAAGUCCGGGUUUGUUCUUGAUGUCAUCACUUGUAAUUCUUUGCUUAAUGGAUUCUGCAAAUCGAAGAGGAUGGCGGAGUCUUUGAAGCUCUGGGAGUUGAUGGGAAAGGAAAGCGUGCGCAAUGUUGUUAGCUACAACAUACUGAUCAGGGGAUUGUUGGAGAACAGCAUGGUUGAUGAAGCAAUGUCUGUUUGGGAGGAGUUGAUGAAAGACCAUGAUGCUUGCUGUCCAGAUGCAGUAACUUACGGUGUUCUCAUCCAUGGAUUGUGCGAGAGAGGUUUUAUCAGCAAGGCUUUGCAGGUCUUUAAUGAAGCUCUAGAAGUUAGGAAGGAUGUUUUGGAUGUCUAUGCUUAUUCCUCAAUGAUGAACGGUUUGUGCAAAUCUCAGAGGUUGAAAGAAGCGGUUGGCAUUUAUGAUCAAAUGAUCAGAAAUGGUUGUCAGCCAAACACUCAUGCUUACAAUGCACUGAUGAAUGGUUUCUGCCAAGCUCUCAAAAUGGCAGAAGCUAUUCAAAUUUUCGAUGAAAUGUUAGCCAAUGACUGCCCUCCUAACAUUGUUACAUACAAUACUCUCAUUAAUGGAUUGUGUAGAGUGGAGAGGUAUGAGCAGGCUUUUGGUUUUGCCAAAGAGAUGGUGGAGAAAGGUCUGAUGCUGGACAUGGUGACAUACAGCUCUUUGAUAGAUGGUCUCUGUAGAGACAAAAAGAUUGGUGCUGCUCUGGAUAUUUGGAACCGAAUUCUCGGUGGGCACGGAGCUGAUGUUGUCAUCUAUAACAUUCUGAUCCAUGGUCUCUGUUCUGCAGGGAAAGCACAAGAAGCUUUGCAUGUUACCAAGGAAAUGAGACUGAAGAACUGCCUGCCAAAUGUAGUGACAUACAACACGCUUGUGGAUGGAUUUUAUGAGGCAGGUGACUGUAGCAAGGCUUCAAGUUUAUGGGAUGAGAUGUUAGAAGCUGGGGUGGAACCGGACAUCAUCUCGUAUAACAUUAAAGUUCAAGGGUCUUUGCUCCUUUAGCAGGGCCGCUGAAGCAGUACAGCUGUUGGAUGUUGUCUUGAAACAUGGUAUUAUUCCUACUGUCAUUACCUGGAACAUACUAACCAGAGCAGUCAUCAGUACUGAUAAUAGCAUCAAUACUGAAGCUAUCACAACAUGAUUUCCUUGAAAAUUCAGUGGAGCGACGAGCAUGUACGAGAUGUUCUUAAGACUUACUCAAAACUAACCCAGCCCGAGAACCAAUACUUAAAAUCACCAAUCUGAAGGUCCUGCAUGAUGUCGCGCAGACAAUGGUCUGCAGAGUUUGAUUCAAGUUUUCCCAUUUCUCAUGGUCAUGAUAAACUUAUGGUAAUUGGCGACUUGUGGCUCACCUAAGUUUAGUCAGGGAAUUGAUGUAUUGUAAAGUAACAUAUUGUAUUGACCAUUAUAAAAUAACUGGAUUAAUUUGCUGUGGCAAAUUACAACCACCAUAAAAAGGUUGGGAAUCAUGGGAUUCCCCCCAACACCAUAAUCAGCACUCUUGUAAUGUUGACCUUAAUAUGUUGUUCUCAUUUUCAUUAGUACCAAAAAUGCAUACUAUU